CAAGGAACUUGCAGUACAACGCAUUUUGUGUUUAGACGCUGACCGAUGUGGGCCCACAGUAGAACUCACCAUCCUUGCUACAGCGCCAGCUUUGACUUCAUGGACAUGAUACGAAAUUCGCUGUCCUAUACGCAGCUGCCGCAAAGUGAUGGUGAUGUCAUGGAAGAAUUCCGAAGAAAUGGAAGAGAGGUUCCUAUUGAUGAUUCACCUAUGCAAUGGGAGUCUAAUUUUAAUCUGUUGUAUGCACAUAGUAGACACAUUGAAACACAAUAUUGUUUGCAGAAAGAUUGUUCGCCAAGCAUAUAUGCAAAGAAAGGCACAUGGUGUGCAUUUUGUAGGAAUAAUGGUGAAUCUGAUAAGAUUUUUAGAAGCCAUCAGCUGAAAGAUAACUAUGGUAAAACAGUUUGUCCCAUUCUUCAAAAGUAUGUAUGUCCACUUUGUAAAGCAACUGGUCCUGAGGCUCAUACAGUGAAGUACUGUCCAAAAAACCCCAAUCCUCUUCCUGUGGCACUCAUGAAUGUCUUGAAAGCACAAAGGUCAGAAACAAGCAAAGCUCGUGUAAAGAGAAAUCGAUACUAGUCACUCGAUGUUUGCUGUAUUGUUUUAUUUUUUACAUGUACUGGCCGUGUUUAAAACGCCAGUACAUGGAUUAUUUUUAGAUUUGUUACUGAUAAGAUAUUUAUUAAAAUAUCAAGAUUGUUAGCCUGAAGUAAAAUGUUUAAUUUUGUUUUUAAUUUUAUAAGUAUGCUGUACUUGUUGAUUUGUGCAUUGUAGUAGGCAUGCAAAUAUAUUAAAAAGC
Messenger RNA from Schistocerca americana (American grasshopper), 799 nucleotides. RefSeq lists its product as uncharacterized. Gene Ontology annotation, biological process: negative regulation of translation; oogenesis. The transcript has 2 exons. Lineage: Eukaryota; Metazoa; Arthropoda; Insecta; Orthoptera; Acrididae. The coding region runs from base 46 to 579 and encodes 177 amino acids. Gene Ontology annotation, molecular function: zinc ion binding; mRNA binding. The record is from RefSeq and is a predicted model, not a curated record. Gene Ontology annotation, cellular component: perinuclear region of cytoplasm.